AUGUCGCGAAAGAAGCUACGGUUGGUGAUAAGAAAUAGCGCCAAUCUGACGGAUCAGAUGAGAAAAGAGCGGCAAGCGGAGACGUUUGAAGAGAUGAGCACGGCUCAGUCGAAAGAGUCAACGACGUCGACAGAAUCGAUUCGUCAAAAACGAAAAACCGCGACGACAAAACGAACGAUUCGAAUUCAAAAAGAGCGAAUUGUGAAGUAUGAAGCUGAUCUGGUUUCCGGUUAUGAGAGAUCAGAAAAUACGCAAUCGAUGGAUAGUAUUUCCGAACCGGAGAAUAUUGAAGAGUUUGAGAAAAAGUGUGGGGAAUCCAAGCACAUUGGCCCUCAACUAAUCCCUAUCAAAUUUGUCGCUACUGAUGUUGAGACGCCGGUUCAAGCAAUUUUUGUCUCCGAUUUUGAUUUGUGUGAAGCAAUGCACCAUCCGAAACCCAAUUCCACGCAAUCCAAGAAAGUGGAAUUUUCAAAACGAUUCGAGGUGGAGCAGAAGUUUCUCGAAGAAUUGGUAACGGAUAUUGAAAAGUUGUUGGUGACCAGUGGACGGAUGGAUGUUGAGUUGAAGGUUGUCAAGACUAUAGAGCCCAACGGAACGCCACAUGGCAAAAUCAGUUUGAUUCGAAAGAUGAAGGCUGAAAAACCGGGAACGAAUCUGUCAAAAACACACGGACUCCACGGAUUUGCCCCAUCCGAAAUCCUAAUGAAGGACUCGGAAUUCCAUGGAAACGACAAGGAAAAGAUUACGAAGAUUCACAAGAUUCCGGAAGGAUUCAAUGUCUACAAAUCUUUCAAACGUCUUUUUGGAUAUUGA
Caenorhabditis briggsae is the source of this 813-nucleotide messenger RNA. The transcript has 4 exons. The record is from RefSeq and is a predicted model, not a curated record. Bases 1 to 813 code for a protein of 270 amino acids. Lineage: Eukaryota; Metazoa; Nematoda; Chromadorea; Rhabditida; Rhabditidae.